Molecule: messenger RNA, 1166 nt
Organism: Rosa rugosa (rugosa rose)
Lineage: Eukaryota; Viridiplantae; Streptophyta; Magnoliopsida; Rosales; Rosaceae
Product: phenylcoumaran benzylic ether reductase Pyrc5
Exons: 5
Coding region: 17-1042 (341 amino acids)
Molecular function (GO): oxidoreductase activity
Source: RefSeq, a predicted model, not a curated record
UCUACGAGGACGGCAUAUGGUAUUACUAUCAUCCACUCGUCUAGUCCUCCUUUCAUUUGCAACGCUUUUUCUCGCUUUCUUUCUCCGACGACGACUCCUGUUCCCGGAUCCAAUGGCGCAAACCAAGUCCAAGAUUCUCUUCAUCGGAGGCACUGGCUACAUUGGUAAGUUCAUAGUCGAGGCCAGCGCCAAGGCCGGCCACCCCACCUUCGUUCUCGUCCGGGAGCCCACUCUCUCCAACCCGGCCAAGUCCAAAGUCAUCGACAGCUUCAAGGCCUCCGGCGUCAAUUUCGUCCUGGGUGAUCUGUACGACCACGAGAGCCUUGUGAAGGCGAUUAAGCAAGUCGAUGUGGUGAUUUCGACGGUGGGUCACGCGCAGUUGGCUGAUCAAGGCAAGAUCAUCGCCGCCAUUAAAGAAGCCGGCAAUGUCAAGAGGUUUUUCCCUUCCGAGUUUGGAAACGACGUGGAUCGAGUCCACGCUGUGGAGCCAGCAAAGACGGCGUUCGCUACGAAAGCCAAGGUCCGCAGAGAUGUUGAGGCGGCCGGGAUUCCCUACACUUAUGUGUCAUCAAACUUCUUUGCUGGUUACUUCUUGCCCAGUCUGAACCAGCCCGGAGCUACUGCUCCUCCCAGGGACAAAGUCGUCAUUUUGGGUGAUGGCAACCCCAAAGCAAUCUUUAACAAGGAAGAGGAUAUUGGUACCUAUACCAUUAAGGCUGUGGAUGACCCAAGAACAUUGAACAAGAUCCUCUACAUCCGGCCACCUGCCAACACCUUCUCCUUCAACGAACUUGUGGCUCUUUGGGAGAAGAAGAUUGGAAAAACCCUCGAGAAGGUCUAUGUCCCGGAGGAGCAACUACUCAAAAACAUUCAAGAGGCUGCGGUUCCAAUCAAUGUGAUACUGGCAAUCGGUCACUCAGUUUUUGUGAAAGGAGACCACACUAACUUUGAGAUCGAGCCCUCAUUUGGAGUGGAAGCUUCUGCUCUUUACCCUGAUGUCAAAUACACUACUGUGGAUGAGUACCUCUCCCAGUUCGUCUGAAGCUAGAACCUUAUUCUCUAUGUAUGCAAAUAAAUAAGUAGCUGGUGUGAAGAAACUUGUGUCAUCUAUGUUGAAGUGGUUCCUUUGGUAAAAAUGAAAAUUAUGACUCUGGAUUAGGAAUUAA